This is a messenger RNA of Gryllus bimaculatus (two-spotted cricket), 612 nucleotides long. NCBI's taxonomy places the organism in Eukaryota, Metazoa, Arthropoda, Insecta, Orthoptera, Gryllidae. The record is from the annotation of a GenBank genome assembly.
AUGGAGAACUCCGGGUGCCCCGCAGCCUCCGACGAGGGCGGCGCGUGCGACGACACGGCCUGCUGCGGCGGCGCGCGCCACCGCCCGGUGUGCGGCAGCGCGCGGCGCCGCUCCUGCCUGCUGGCCACGGUCGUGGUGAUGCUGGUGCUGCACGGGGUCUCCAUGCUGGGCCUGUACCGCCUCAACCUCUUCGUGGACAAGCUCGACCAGCGGUGCGCCGGGGUGGCCGGGCAAGGGCGAGUGAAGCGAGACGUGACGCGGGACGGCGGCGCCACCAAACUCGACCCCGAGGCCGCGGCGGCCGCCGCCGCGCUCAACGCCCUGCAGAACUCGCUGCACAAUAACACCGCCAAGGAAGUCACGCUGUUCCAGUCCGAUGUGAAAGUGCCCCUGGCGGCCAUCCAGGGCUUCUGCUCGGCGACGCGCGAGUACUGCCCGCCCGGGCCGCCGGGGUCCGUGGGCCCCCAGGGCACGCCGGGGCUGCGCGGCUCGUCGGGCCCCAAGGGCGACCGCGGCGACCGGGGCUUCCCGGGCGACGUGGGGCUGCGAGGCCCGCCGGGGGUCCCGGGCGAGUCGGGCCCCCGCGGCCUCAAGGGCGAGCCGGGCUGGCCA